Messenger RNA from Paramecium octaurelia, 2250 nucleotides. The record is from the annotation of a GenBank genome assembly. Lineage: Eukaryota; Ciliophora; Oligohymenophorea; Peniculida; Parameciidae.
AUGCAGUUUCCUUUAACCUUGGAAUUCCCAUUGAUGCUUUAUUCUGAGGUGUCAGAAAAUCAAGGACAAUGGUUAGAAACAAAUCAAUUGGUCAUACGGAUUCCCAAGAGUUGGGAUUUGGAUGGGAAUGUCAAUGAUUACUAAGUUUUCGGAAUGGGCAUAGGAGCAGAAGAAUACCGCGAAAGUGAGAUCAAUGAUGUUCAAUACAUUGUGGCCGAUCACGCAACCGAUUUGCAUUACUGUGCGACAUUCGCCUAUUUUACUAAAAAACCUUUCCUGCUUUAAGUUCCUCAAUUCAAUGUGAAGUCGUAUGAAUAUAUCUUCUUCAAAAAGAAGGAUCCCCAAGAUAACCUUCUACUGGACAUCAUAGGAUUGUCCAAAAGAGAAAGUGAACUUGAUCGCAAAAUAUCCUUUAUCCUGCAGCGAUUAUUAUAUGAAUCCAGGUACUCCGAAAUCGGAAUUAGGAAGCAGGUGGAAGAUGCUCUGGAAACUAUAUUUUAUAAGUCCCUCAAGAAAAUGAUUCAAUUACUUGGAAGAAAACAUCAUAUAGAAUAUGAAUCCAUGUAUGAAUUAACUAGAAAAGUAGUGCGUUGUAAAGAUUUAAAAUUGCACUCCUAGGAAAUAGUUUCAAUUGUAUACAAAACCUUUAUCAGUGCCAGUCUCUUCCCCUUCUAUUGUGAAAUCAACACUAUGAAUGACAGCUACAUUAAAUUAAAACUGCUGAGUUUAUUCACCAAUUCCGAAAUCUUGCCUUGGUCUCCCAAAUUUCAUGCCUCCCUUGGUAUUUUAUCAUCCCCUAUCCUUUUAGCUCUCGGCAACUAUCACUACAGUUUCACUCCUAACGACCUGUUCAAUUUGAGAACCCUCAACACUCGUACAUUCUAUAAAGAUUACCAAUACAUCAGACUGAGGAUCUUGGAUUUCUUCCCCCUCGAUUCUUGGAUUGAAGAAGUUUCCAAUUUCUUUAUUCAAAACCUAGAAACCAUGCUCAACUAUAUUCAGACUAAGAUGCCCUAACAACAGAGUCAAUCAUCCUUCAGAAAAUACUCCUAUGAUUCCAAGUCCAAUUCCAGCAGUUCCAUUCUGGAUCUAAAAGAACCACUAAUGAGAGAAGAACAAAAAGAAACUGAACUGAUUCAAGACUCCUGCAAUAGCAGUCAAUAAAGCUUCAAUGUAUUGACUAACUGUUCUGAACUCUUCAAAUUGUUACUCAAAAAUUCUAUAAGGAAAAUUGAGAAUGUUCGAGAAGUCUUUGGUAUUGUAAUCCAUACUCCCCUCAUCAUUUAAGUCAAAAAUCGAAUUGCUAAUGAAUUCUACGUAAACUAUGCCUCUGAAAUCAACAGAAAUGGAAUCUUGAGUUAAUUCUGUUCUAUCAUCACUGAAACUGAACUCAGAAGCUAUUCAACUUGUGCAAAUAAUUGCUAAACGCCCGUAGCUGCCUUUAUCUAUCAUUUGUGUGAUACUUUUAGACCUUACUAAGAAAUGUUAUGUGAGAAGAGUCACUUCCUGAGAUCACUUUAGCAAUGUGGAUUCAAUAUCCGCAAUAUUAAGCACAAUUAAUUUGCUUCUAAGAGUAGUUUUAUUGACAUAGACAACAAAUUGUUGGGUUAAUAUCUGACUACCUAUUGUAAAUUUGCAUCUGUUAAUGAGUUUUAAUUGCUGGGGGAAUUGUUCAUUCAACCAGCUAUUUUAGAGUGCAGUUUAGAUUACUUUGGCUUUUACAGUGAUGAACUGUCUGCAUAGUUUCUAACAUGCAUCCAAAAGAUAGACUUUAAUCCUGAAGAAUUUUAACAAAUAGAAAGGAAGUAUCGACCUUAUCGCUUUUCCAAUUCCUAUUUAUUUAACGAUAGUGAAGCCAGGGAAUUCGUAGAGGCAUUCGAUAGCUGUUCUAGAACUACAAUUUAUUCGCAAGAAAACUAGAAGGAUGAGAAUUUAGUUGAAUUUUUGUAAAAAUUCUAAAAUGGCAAUCAUAAAUAAUAUGCUAAAUCUAAAUUCAAUCUGCAUUAUUUGCUGUAGUUCUUCUAGAAUCAGUUGAUCAAACUAAAAUAGGAGGGCUUAAAGUAGGUAAAAACAAAACAUAGGAUUCAAAAUUAUUUAGAUACAGUCUACUUUUUUUAUUUCAAUUCUAUUCGCUUGUAGAUCGUUUAAAAGCAGCGUCAAAAUACUUUAAGUUUAAUUGGAUUUGUGAUUGCUAAGGAUCUAAAUUAGCUCCAUUCAACCUAGCCCUAAAAUAUAGAAAUUUAAAUAUGA